CGGUUUAGUUUAUGUUUGAUCGUUGUUUACUGUAGAGCACAACUCUCAGACUCUGAGAUACAUUCGUUUCUCGGUUCAUAUUUUUGUGUGCAGCAGCUCUGUGUACCAUUGUCUCAAGUCCAGGUACAGAGGAGGGUGUCGGUGACUGUUCUUUUCCACAGUUUUCAGUUCUGUUUCGGGAAAAGCUUGUUUUUUUGUUGUUCCAGAAAAAAAACCCGAAAAAGGAAGUGCAAGAUACUUACUUUCUUCAUCGGAUGAAAGCAAAAAGCUGGAAGAAAAGUGCGAAGCAAAAGGAUCCAUUCGGAUGUGAGUGACAAGUCAGCUUGUUCGGCAAUUUUCCUCGAUGGAAAAAUCCAUAUUUUGUGAGAAAAGAUAAAUAUGAAUACUUAUUCACACUAGAAUCUUCGGUGAAGUGAUUGGCUAAUUAGCAGCGAAAAUUAUAUACGAAAGUGAUUCCAUGGAUCGAUUGUGAAUGACAGUGAUUUUUAAUUCACCUUUUUCAUGAUACCAUCUGUUUAAGGAUUACCCCCUACUCAAUCGUUUUUAACUGACCGUUAUCAUCGGAUUCAUCAUCAUAUUAUAAGUCAUUAAAAGGAUCAUUUCCACAUCAAUCGAGCGAGAGGAAACGCAAAGAAAAACAGAGAAUUUGCGAGCCAAAAACCAUAACAACGAUGGGUGAAACAGACGAGAAAGAUACAGUGCCACCGGCGGCAAACGAGAAAACCACCCCCGAAACAACCACCGUCACCGAAAGUCGGGAACCAGAGGCCGAUCCGAAGGAAACCGAGAAGCUUCUGGCCAACAGCGAAGAGAAAAGUGACGAUAAAAAGUCGGAAAAAUCUGUCGAUGAGAAAAAGAAAAGCAACGAAAAUGUAAACGGCACCGGCGAGGAGAUCAUCAACAUUUCCGACGAAACCAAACAAGAGGAGCAACAAAAAACUAAGCCCGAUAAGCCAAACAAGGUGCAAGCCGAGGAGCGCGAGGUCAAGCCCAAAAAAGUACCAGCUGGUGCCUUCAAAUUGCCUGGUUUCUUCAACAAGGGCAAAAUAAAGGAAUCCGAUGGGGCCGAUAAUGAACUGCUGGAGAAACAGGAUCCAGAAAAGGACACGAAACCGGCGGUCGAAGUCGAAGAAAAACCCAAACGAACAGGUUUCUUUGCGAAUUUGCGCUUCCGUAAUCCAUUUGCCAAAAAACAACCCGCCGCCGACGAGUCGAAGGUCAAAUCAGAUGAGGAAGAGAACGAUGAAGUGACCGCUGAAGCUACUGAUGUGAAACCGGGAGACGAUAGUGCGACCGACAAGAAGGAAGACCACUCUGAUCAGGUGUCGAAGAAAGGUCUCAUCGAAUCGUUGAAGGUUCCCCUCGCCAGCAUCAUCCCUAAGAAGUUCAAAGCAGGUAACGGGGAAGCGGACGAUGAUUUGGAGCUGGGGAAGAGACCAAAGAACCGAGCUGGCUUGGCUUCGAUGGAAACGCUAGAUGAUUCGCUGAAAGAUGUGGAAACGAAGGACACCGUGGACAAGGCUAACGUGAAUGGGACCGAUUCGGAAGCACUAGUCAAAUCGGAUGACAAAAAAGAUGCUGAAAAAGACGAAGCGGAUGAAGGUGCCAAAACGAAACAAACCCUGGGCCAGCGGAUUCGAUCGUACAGGUGUUCUGCUGAUGAUCUCUUCAUUGCCGGUGGAAUCCUCGUUGUCAUACUGUUAGUGGCCCUGAUCUUUGCCUUCGCAGUGUUUGGCAAGAGUGAACGAAUUGCUGCACCAGUACGUGACGGAAAGUACAUCGAAACUGUCACGUCUUGCGGGAAAGUGGAAGGUAUCCUCGAGGAUGGUGCGUAUGCAUUCCGAGGCAUUCCAUAUGCUGUACCACCGGUAGGGCCUCUGCGUUGGAAGGCUGCUCAACCGAUUGAAAAUAUUAACUACUGCUGGAAUGAAACGUUGAAGGCUCAUAAUGCAACGCCUGUGUGCUGGCAGUUCUACGCGGACGGAAAAGUUGAUGGAGCUGAAGAUUGUCUAACUCUGGACGUUAUUACCCCACAUGUACGAUACGACAAUCCCCUUCCAGUAGUUGUGCUGAUCGGAGCAGAAUCCUUCACCGGUGAUUCUCCUGGUAAACUCCGUCCAUCUACCCGUUUCGCCCGUGCCCACGAUGUCAUCUUUGUACGGCCAAAUUUCCGUUUGAACGUUUUCGGCUUUCUGGCGUUGGAACAGCUAACGAAGAGUACCCAUCCGCCAACCUCCGGAAAUUACGGACUGUCAGAUAUCAUCGCCGCACUGAAAUGGAUUCAGUUGAAUAUCGCCCACUUUGGUGGCGACCCGAAGUCGGUUACACUGUUCGGACAUCGUGCUGGUGGAUCCAUCGUGGCAGCCCUGGCGUCAUCCAACAAAACCUCCAAACUAUUCGCAAGAUCAUGGAUCUCAUCAGCGGCUUCCAUAUUCCCAGGAAAGCCCUUAUCGGAAUCGGAGAAGGCCAACGGAGUUUAUCUUGGUAGAGUGAAGUGCGAAGAUGCCAAAUGUCUGCGGGACAAGGAAGACGAGGACGUGUUGGAUGCCGUUCCGGAUAUCUGGAGAAGAACCUUCCCCGAUCUACCGGCGGUCGAUGAGAACACCACCGCUAACCAUGAAUGGCUCGUCUUGGAUGGACACAUUCUGCAACAGCACCCAGCUGACGUUUGGAGCACCGAAACUGGCACCGUUAAAUACGUAAUCGGUUCGACUGCCCACGAGAGUCACUCUGAAAAUUUGUAUCUUAAAUACACCGAGUGGACCCCGGAACUGGUCACCAAACAUGUCAACGAAAGCAAGAUCGGUGAGCUCGGUCUCACUGAGGAAGCACUCAAGCGAUACAACGCCACCUACCAAGGUCUUGUCGCAAUGAUUUCGGACAUCCGAACUGUCUGUCCGUUGAUGACAAUCUCCCAAAAGCUGCUAACGUCACAGUUCUACGUAGUGACUCAAACUGGAGGCGAACUGAGCAUUGCUGACGUCGACUCCGACAUCCAAGCUAUCCUCGGCCGAUACGAACCGAAGACCCCCGAACAGCGACGGUAUGUGUCCGCAAUGCAGCAAAUGUUCUACCAUUAUGUAUCCCAUGGCGACAUUAAAGCCGAACUACGGCGGAAGCUUAUCGACAUCCGCCAAGAUGCUCUUCCCACUUACAAAACCGAUAACUGCGAUUUCUGGAUCAAGAACGACGUGGUUCCUCGGUACGCGCGAGUGGACUAAAAAGUGUGUGAGUGUGAACAUGUUGCAUAGAUAUAUGCUGGGAAAAAAACCAGUCACUGGAAGAACCGUUUUUUGUACACAAACCGCAUAAACGAGGAUCGGAAGUGGACUGUUUCCUGUCCCCCACUACGGAAUGGUUGCUUUUUUAGUCGUACAGAUUUACAAUCGCCCAACUUUUUACGGCGAAAAACAUCUCUUUUUCUAUCUAUCCAGUAUUAAUGAAAGUCUUAGCCGGGACGGUCCGUUCCGUUCCGGUAGACCAACCAUGACCAAAAACUCAUUGAUUUCACAACAGUUCAUUCAUAUUCACGUGCAGAGUAUUAGGAUAACAUUUCGCUCUCUUUCUCUCUUGCUCGGAAACCAAUAGAAAUCGUCGUCGCAUAAUCGCAUCCAUCGCAUCAUCGAAUCCAGCAAAACAUCAUGAUUCAAAAACAUUGUUAGAUGUCUCGACGAUAGUUAGUCCUCUUAUAUAUAAAACAAAAAAAAAACUUAUUGAAAUCUAAUACAAUGAAAUGGCUGUAAAAAGUUAUAGCUACUAAAUAUUAAAAAUAUGAAACGUUUGGAAGUCGUAAUAUAUUAAACAAAUCUCUCUUAUUUAUAGCAAAAAUUGAAAAGGCAGUUUGGGAAUCCUUCAGUAAGGAUAGAGAUAAUAGCAAUUGGGAAAAAAAAUGAAAAAUGAACACAUGUGGUAAAGAAAAGAAAACGGAAAAGCUAUAUUCGUAAAUCUAGUUUGUAACACAUAUUGUUGUAAUUUAUACCUACUAUGUAAUAUGUAAUUAUUAUGUACUUUUUUCGCAUGAUUAGUUCCGUGACAAUAUAGUGAUCUUCUAAGUAAGGUAACUUUUAUUUGUCCUCCUGAUUAGUAGGCACGGUAAGGAAAUAAUUUUAAAUGCUAAAUGUGCUAAGUCUGGACAAAUUCAUAACAGAGAACCAGGGGUUUUGCAAGCCAACUAUUUUAGUAUUGGAACGCAUAUUUGAGUUUUGUGUUAUGUACAAGUGCAACAGAAUCAUGGAACCAGAAUCCGGAACCAGUGAGGUCUGGUAAUAAAAUAAUAACAAAAUACAUUAAGUAUAUUAUUUUUAUUAUUUUGUAUAAAAAUACUCAAUAAAACUCCCAAGAAGCCUAUCACAUAGUUUGUUCAUUUUUCGUGCAUAGGCACACAAUUCCGCAUUUAUUAUAGUACUGGCAAUGCAAUGUGUAAAGAUGAUGAUGAUGAUGUUGAAUUAAAGAGGCUUUAAACUUUUCAGUUCAUUCGCCUCUGUGUAAAGAAGUGGAAAAAGCUAGAAAUAUACAUUUGACUUUUUAGGUUGUAUAAAAA
This is a messenger RNA of Toxorhynchites rutilus septentrionalis, 4540 nucleotides long. It is a transcript of the gene Nrt, whose product is annotated as neurotactin. The transcript is spliced from 5 exons. Bases 672 to 3221 code for a protein of 849 amino acids. NCBI's taxonomy places the organism in Eukaryota, Metazoa, Arthropoda, Insecta, Diptera, Culicidae. The record is from RefSeq and is a predicted model, not a curated record.